AUGUCAGGUACAAGGGUCCUCUUGUUCGGGCCUAACUUGCUUUCUUUCAAUCUUGAACAGUACACGCACCUACGAUCAACAAUACAGGGUAACGCCCAGUAUGGCCAGGUCAUCGUGAAGACUAUCGCUGAGCUACCGAGAUGGUGGCAGAGCAUCUCCCGCGCCUUCCCUCACCUGCAGGCUUUGCCAGGCGCUGAGUUGCUUCGUGCCUGGCAUGAAGAUCUGACCACCAGCAAACCACCGCAGUUGCCCUUCCCCCUCCCCACUACCAUUCUAGCACCGAUGGUGGUCGUGACCCAGCUAGUGCAGUAUCUUGAGUAUCGGGAUAAUAAUACACAGCUAGCCUCACGCCCAGCAGCAAAGACGGAAGAAACAUUGGGCUUUUGCACCGGUCUCUUGACCGCGUUUGCGGUGGCCAGCUCAGCAACACCAGAACAAUUCGAGAAAUACGCAGGGGUGGCGAUCCGACUGGCGAUGCUCAUUGGUGGUAUAGUUGGUGCCCUUGAGGCCCCCGAUAGCCUUGGGGAAUCUGUAUCUUAUUCCAUCCUCUGGAACAACCCCCAAACAUCCCAGAAAAUUGACGAACUGUUGCUGGAGUAUCCUCAGAGUACCCAUAUUUCGGUCCUAUCCGACGAGAAAAGAGCGACUCUCAUUACCUCACGAAACUGCGCUGCGGGAUUGGUACAGAAGCUGAAGAGUAUCGAUGUCGCCGUGACCGAUCUCGGGCUGCGUGGGCGGUUCCACAGUCGUGACCACCAUGCCACUCAUGUCGAUGCUGCCCAUUGCUUCUGUGACUCCAACCCAGCCUUCCAGUUUCCAGACGCCUCGCAGCUCGUGUUACUCACCCGGUCGAAUACUGAUCCGGGGUACAUUACCCAGGGAAGGCUACAUCACAUCGCCCUCGAGUCGAUCCUGCUGCAUCAGUGUCGUUGGUAUCAGGCUGUGUCGAGCCUGAAUUCAGAUUUGGCCGGCUCUGAUUUUGAGAUCAUAUCCUUAAGCUGGGAACGCUGCCUGCCGCCGUCCUUGGUUUCAAAAUUAGGAUCGCGAGUAGUCCACCUCGCCGAUCUCCAAUCGUCGAAGCAUCGUCGCCGUCAUUCAGAGACUCGAGAAGUCUCUGAUUCGGAUAUUGCGGUGAUCGGGAUGGCCUGUAAGCUUCCUGGAGCAAAUGACUUGGAGGAAUUCUGGAGCCUGCUAUGCGAGGGAGAUUCACAGCAUCAAGAAGUACCCGAGGAGCGAAUGACAUUCGAAACCAGUUAUCGGGAGGCAGAUCCCAAGCGAAAAUGGUACGGGAAUUUCAUUCAAGACUAUGAUAGCUUCGAUCAUAAGUUCUUCAAGAAGAGUCCCCGGGAAGCCGCAGCCAUGGACCCGCAGCAGCGAUUGAUGCUGCAGACCGCAUACCAGGCAGUGGCCCACUCAGGAUACUUCUCCGGUCACCCUAAUCCUGAGGUGGGAUGUUACAUCGGUGUGAGCAAUGUCGAUUAUGAGAAUAACGUGGCAUGUCACCCCGCAAAUGCCUAUUCCGCCACUGGGGCUCUGAAAAGCUUCGUGGCUGGGAAGGUCAGCCAUUACUUUGGGUGGACAGGCCCCUCCCUCACCAUCGAUACUGCCUGUUCUGCAGCCGCGGUAGCCCUGCAUCAUGCAUGUCAAGCCAUCCUGGUGGGCGACUGCACGGAAGCGCUGGCGGGAGGGGUCAAUAUUUUGGGAGGUCCCAUUUGGUACCAGAAUCUUGCUGGCGCAUCAUUCCUCAGUCCCACGGGACCCUGUAAGCCUUUUGAUUCCAAAGCAGAUGGAUAUUGCCGAGGAGAAGGCUGCGGCGCAGUUUAUCUGAAGAAGGCACAGGCUGCCAUCGCUGAUGGAGAUCAUAUCUAUGGUAUCAUCGCCGCUACAGCAGUGCAACAGAAUGAGAAUUGCACACCCAUCACUGUCCCCAAUGAUAAAUCUCUCUCGGACCUCUUUGUCAAUGUGCUCAGCAAGGCGGAUGUUGCACCCUCACAAGUCUCGGUGGUGGAGGCUCACGGGACAGGUACUGUGGUCGGAGAUCCCGCCGAAUAUGAAAGCAUUCGUCGCGUUCUAGGAGGCUCAGCGCGCUCAGAUACGGGCCCCUUGGCGCUGACAUCAGUCAAGAGCCUAGUUGGGCACCUCGAAUGCGCGUCUGGGAUCGUAGCCCUGUUGAAGAUCUUGUUGAUGUUGCACAAGACCUCGAUCCCUCCCCAGGUCGGCUUUGAGACGAUGAAUCCGGCGAUCAAAGCCACGCCUGCCGACAAGAUGGAGAUUUCCACCACUAUCAAGCCGUGGCAAGCGGAGUUCCGAGCUGCUCUGAUCAAUAAUUAUGGUGCCUCUGGGUCGAACGCAUCCUUGGUGGUGAUGGAGGUGCCACGGUCUCUAUCACCAGCGUCAAAAGGCCAUGCCCCUUCAAUGAACCCGCUCAAAUCUCAUCCUUUCUGGCUCUCCGCUUUGGAUGAACCCAGCCUCCAGGCAUAUUGUACCGCGUUGCUGUCCUAUGUAGGCUCAGUUCCCUGCUCGGUGUCUUUAGCCGACCUGUCUUUCAAUGUGGCCGUUCAAUCCAAUCGAUCCCUGCCCCAGAACCUUAUCUUCAGCUGUGAGACUAUGCAAGAUCUCGAACAGAAGUUGAGAAGUUUCCAAAGCGGCCAUAGCUUUUCCACAGCCCGGAGACCCGAAAGACCUGUCAUUCUUUGCUUUGGUGGACAGGUUUCCACCUCUGUCGGGCUUAAUCCGGGUCUUUUUGAGAAUGUGGGCAUCUUACGACUUCAUUUGGAUGAAUGCCACGCUGUCUGCCAGUCUUUGGGACUCGAUGGGAUAUACCCUGAGAUUUUCCAAAAAUCGCCCAUUCUGGAUACGGUCAAGCUUCAGUUAGCCCUAUUUGCCCUGCAGUAUUCCUGUGCCCGGGCAUGGAUUGAAUGCAACGUACAGGUCGCCGCAGUAGUUGGCCACAGCUUCGGUGAGCUUACCUCGCUUUGCAUUGCAGGUGUACUCUCGCUGCAUGACGCGGUACGGCUCAUUGCUGGCAGGGCCCAGCUGGUCCGGGACUCAUGGGGCGAGGAAAAAGGAGCCAUGAUUGCCGUGGAGGCCGACCGAUCCCAGGUAGACAGUCUUCUUGACCAGUGCAAUCAGGCUGAAGGACUUGACCUUGCCUCCAUUGCCUGCGUGAACGGGCCGAGAAGUUUCACUCUGGCUGGCCCGGCCAAGUUCAUGGAUAGAAUCCAGGCCCUGCAGAGUGAACCUCGCUUCGCAUCAAUCCGUAUGAAAAGGCUGAACGUCAGCAAUGCCUUCCAUUCUACGCUCGUGGAUCCUCUCAUGGCGGACUUGGAGAAAGUGGGCGAGAGCCUUGUUUUCCACCCACCGACAAUCCACGUGGAGAGCGCCACCGAGUUCAAGUCCGCAGCACCAUCGAGUGCGAUCUAUGUGGCGGAGCAUAUGAGAUACCCCGUCUACUUCAACAAUGCUGUCCAACGGCUUGCAAAGCAGUAUCCGUCAGCGAUAUGGCUGGAGGCGGGAUCCAACUCCAGCAUCACCGGCAUGGCUGCGCGUGCCCUGGGUGAUCCCUCGUCCUCUCACUUCCAAGCAGUGAAUCUGGUCGGUGAAUCUUCAUUAUUUGUGGACAUGUUCACAGCCCUGUGGUCUCAAGGCUUGGAUGUCAAUUUCUGGCCGCAUAAUCGCCAGCAGGGUACGGCUUACAGUCCGUUGUUAUUGCCCCCUUAUCAAUUCGAGAAGUUCAAUCACUUGUUGGAGAUGAAAGCUCCGCACAAGCUACCGGCAGAUGCUCUUUCGAAACCAGCACCCCGUGAAGACAGCCUCUGGAGCUUCCUCGGGUAUCAGGAUUCCCAGCAACGGAAAGCCCGGUUCUUGAUUCACACCGAGACCAAACGUUUCGAGGAAUAUAUCAAGGGUCAUACUGUGGCCCACUCCGCCCCGUUGUGCCCCAGCACGCUGCAGCUGGAGUUGGCUAUUGAAACGAUUCAAAGCUUACACCCCGAGUUCGCAGGACAGGACCUUCAACCCCAGCUUCAGGGACUGGAUAAUCACAACCCGGUCUGCGUGGACCCGACGCGAACAUUGUGGCUAGAUGUAGAGGCGCAGGGUCCUGAGCAUCAUCUGUGGAAGUGGGAAAUGAUCAGCCAACUGACGAGCAACAACAAGAACAACAACGCUACCACCAGUCUGCACGUGUCAGGCAACAUUCUGUUUCGCUCGACGGAAGAUUCGAAGUUCCUGAUAGACUUUGGACGCUUCGAGCGCCUUGUGGACCACCAGCAGUGCUUCAGCCUUCUUGGCAGUGAUGAUGCCGACGAUAUCAUUCAGGGUCGCCAGAUUUAUAAGUCUUUUGCAGAGGUUGUCGACUACAGCAGCAUGUACCAGGGAGUCCGCAAGGUUGUUGGCAAGGGCAAUCGGUCGGCCGGUCGCGUGGUGAAGCAGUAUACAGGAGACACCUGGCUGGAUUGUCCCCUAUGCGAUUCAUUCUGUCAGGUUGCUGGCAUUUUCGUCAACUGUAUGAGUGAUGUUCCCAGCCAGGAGGUUUUUAUCUCCAACCGGAUCGAGCAAUUGAUCCGUUCUCCUCGGCACCCCGUGAUGGCAACGCCCCCCGACUCGUAUGAUGUGCUCGCAAUUCAUAGCCGCCCGUCGGAUAAGAUCUUCCUGAGCGAUGUCUUUGUCUUUGAUCCUCGUAACGGUGAGCUUCUGGGGGUUAUCUUGGGCAUUCAAUACCAGAAGGUCAAUAAGGUCGCUCUCGGGAAGCUUAUGAAUAGGCUCACCCCCGGUAUGGCAGGUGCAGAGCCCACUUCUAUUGCUCCAGUCGCAAAAUCCCCCUAUGCCGCUGCGCCUUCGACUUCCGGAAUAGCUGCCGCUACUCCAGAAAAGAAAGCAUCUUCACCUGAUGAUGUGUAUGGGAGAGUCGUUGAGCUUCUGGCGAACGUCUCCGGCGCUGAUCCUGCCGAAAUCCAUGAGCGCACAUGCUUGGCGGAUAUCGGCAUUGAUUCCCUCAUGGGAAUGGAACUGGCGCGAGAUAUCGUAGAAGUCUUUGGUUGUACUCUGGAUCCCAUACAGCUGAUGGAGCUGACCGAUUGCGCGAGCCUGGUAAGAUGCAUCAACACUUCGCGAGGAAUCGUGGACGACGGAAGCUCGACGAGCGAGGACAAGAGUGAUAGCCAGAAUGGAAUGGACGUGACGCCAGCCACAUCGUCUGAGGGAGAAGAGGAUGAACCUCGAGUUGCGGUCACAGAGAGUCAAGCUAUCAAUGUCUCGAUGGAUGUCGAUCCCAAGAAUUCCCAAAGGGCGGUUGACGAAUAUGUUCGUACAUAUACACAGGGAUUCGUGGCGCCUGUUCAUCUCGCGACAUCAGAGACUUUGGUCGCAGCACAGCAGUCCGUUGUCCUCGUUACCGGUGGCACCGGUAGCCUGGGCUCACACAUGGUGGCACACCUGGCAUCCCAGCCUGGAGUUCAGGCAGUCGUUUGUCUGAACCGCCACAACGUUAGUGACCCGGAGCUACGUCAGAAGCAGGCACUCGAGUCGCGCGGUAUCUCUCUGAAUGCAAAGGACUAUGCAAAACUCAAGGUGUUUGAAUCAGAUACCUGCAAACCAAUUCUGGGGCUUCCCAGCGACUUGUAUCAGGAGUUAGCGCGCACCGUGACUCACAUUGUCCACAACGCGUGGCCGAUGACCAUCAACCGACCGGUGAAAGGGUUUGAGCCCCAGUUCCAGACAAUGCGAAACUUGAUCGACUUUGCGAGGACGGCCGCAGGCAUCAGACCGCGGGGCUUCAAGCUUGCAUUCCAGUUCGUUUCCUCCAUUGCAACAGUCGGACUCUAUCCACAGUGGAGUGGCAGGACCUUGAUCCCCGAGGAACGUAUGACAGUUGACUCGACGUUGCCCUCUGGAUACGGCCUGGCCAAGCUCGUCUGUGAGGGCAUGUUAGAGGCGACGCUGCAACAAUACCCGGAUACCUUCAAUGCCAUGGUUGUUCGUAUUGGCCAGAUCGCGGGAUCAAGUCUGUCUGGAUAUUGGAAUCCUGUCGAACACUUGGCAUUUUUAUUCAAGUCGGCUCAGACAUUGAAUGCUUUCCCUGGUUUCCAAGGAGAAUUGUCAUGGUGCCCCGUGAAUGACGUCGCCACCGUUCUCGGGCAAGUCCUGCUGCAACCAGGCCCUGCCUAUCCCAUAUACCAUGUCGAGAACCCCACUCGACAAUCCUGGCCGGAGAUGUCCUCCAUACUCACGCAAGAGCUGGGCAUCCCGUCUGACAACAUCGUCCCAUUCGACCAGUGGCUCAAUCGCAUGCACCAGUGGUCCGAUCUCACCGAGAACCCCGCUCUACGAAUUGAGGCGUUUUUGGACGAUCAUUUCAUUCGAAUGGCUUGUGGUGGAUUGAUCCUCGAUACCAAAAGGGCACGGGAGCAUUCCACCCACCUACAGAAGAUGCGUGCGAUCAGCACGGACAAUGUGAGGAAAUAUGUCCAGCAGUGGCGCGAAAUGGGAUUCCUCAAGUAA
Messenger RNA from Aspergillus chevalieri, 6501 nucleotides. RefSeq names its product putative polyketide synthase. Bases 1 to 6501 code for a protein of 2166 amino acids. Gene Ontology annotation, biological process: fatty acid biosynthetic process; secondary metabolite biosynthetic process. The transcript is spliced from 4 exons. The record is from RefSeq and is a predicted model, not a curated record. NCBI's taxonomy places the organism in Eukaryota, Fungi, Ascomycota, Eurotiomycetes, Eurotiales, Aspergillaceae. Gene Ontology annotation, molecular function: phosphopantetheine binding; 3-oxoacyl-[acyl-carrier-protein] synthase activity; fatty acid synthase activity.